Phytophthora sojae is the source of this 1713-nucleotide messenger RNA. RefSeq lists its product as hypothetical. Gene Ontology annotation, cellular component: cytoplasm; protein phosphatase type 2A complex. The transcript is spliced from 6 exons. Lineage: Eukaryota; Oomycota; Peronosporomycetes; Peronosporales; Peronosporaceae. The coding region runs from base 1 to 1713 and encodes 570 amino acids. Gene Ontology annotation, molecular function: protein binding; protein phosphatase regulator activity. Gene Ontology annotation, biological process: protein dephosphorylation. The record is from RefSeq and is a predicted model, not a curated record.
AUGACGCUGCUGACCGAGGAGCUCAAGAGCGACGAGGUGGAGACGCGCAUCAAGGCCAUGCGGCGGCUGCGCACCGUGGCGCAGGCGCUGGGCCCGGAGCGCACGCGCUCGGACCUGCUGCCGUUCCUGCGCGAAGCCACCGAGGACGAGGACGAGGUGCUCGUGGCGCUGGCCGAGGAGCUCGGCGGCUUCGUGGACCUCGUGGGCGGCACCGAGCACGCGGCCGCGCUGGUGGAGCCGCUCGAGGUGCUGGCCGGCGUAGAGGAGACCGUGGUGCGCGACCGCGCCGUCGAGUCCCUGCAGAAGGUGGUGGCCGUGGUGCCCGGCGUGGGCGACGUCAUGGUGCCGCUGGCCAAGCGCCUGGCCGAGGGCGACUGGUUCACGUCGCGCGUGUCCGUCUGCUCGCUCUUUGCGCCCAUCUACGGCAAGCUCGCGGACGCCGGACGCAAGAAGGAGCUACGCGACUUCUACCAGCUCAUGUGCAAUGACGACACGCCCAUGGUGCGCCGCGCGGCGGCCGCCAACAUCGGCAAGUUCGCGGCCACGAUGGAGAAGGAGCAUGUGGCCUCCAUGAUUCUGCCGCUUUUCCGCGCGCUCACGGCGGACGAUCAGGACAGCGUGCGUCUGCUCGCUAUUGAGAACUCGGCGGCCAUUGGCGAGCUGCUCUCGCAGGACGAGAACUCGAUGCACGUGCUCCCGAUCGUGCGCUCGUCGGUCGAGGACCGCUCGUGGCGCGUGCGUUUCAGCAUCGCCAAGGACUUCUUCCCGCUGUCCCGCGCCAUGGGCACGCAGAUCACCGAGUCGGAGCUGCUGGGCUGCUUCAGCAACCUGCUGCAGGACGCGGAGGCUGAGGUGCGUGCUGCUGCGGCGAAGAACUUGUCGGGCUACAUCUCCAUUAUCAAGAGCGAGCUGUUUUCGAGCGAGAUCCUGCCGCUGCUGUCGGCUCUGUCCCAGGAUACCGCCCCCAACGUUCGCACUGCUGUUUCGAUCGCGUGCAUGGAGCUCGCGCCCAAGCUGGGCGAGGCUACGUCCAAGUCGACGCUGGCGCCUCUGCUGCUGCUCUUCUUGCGCGAUGAGGUCGUUGACGUCCGGCUUAACAUUCUGAAGCGUAUGGAACUUCUCGCCCAGUGGAUGGCUUCUUUUGAGUCGGUGCUUCUGCCGGCCAUCGCCGACCUCGCGCGCGACCUGCAGUGGCGUGUGCGUGAGGCUGUGAUCCUCUCCAUCCCCGCCCUCGCCGGCAGCCUCGGCGGCCAGUAUUUCCAGGAGCACCUGCUUGAGAUCUACGUUAGCGCGUUCACGGACAUGGUGGGUGAGGUUCGCCUGAGCGCCACGAAGAUCCUGCCGCAGCUGCUAGAGGCCCUGGGCAGCGACUACAUCCUUCAGAACGUUAUGCCGCGCUUGAACCAGAUCUUCGACAAGUCCGUGAUUUACCAGGAGCGCGUGAAUGUGCUGCAUGCGCUGAAGCAGAUGGCCGUGGAGAAGGUGUCCAGCGACCUGUUGACCCUUAUGAUGACGCUGGCGAUCCGCGGCGCUCACGACAAGAUCCCCAACGUUAGAUUCGUGGCCUCCAUGACCUUAGAGCAGCUGUGUAAAUUCGCCGAUGCUUCCGUGGUCUCGGCUCAAGUCCGACCCUGCCUGACGGAGCUGGUGAACGAUUCCGACAUGGACGUCAAGUAUUACUCGAGUAUCGCGCUGGAUGCUGUCCAGGGCUAG